This is a messenger RNA of Corythoichthys intestinalis (scribbled pipefish), 6374 nucleotides long. It is a transcript of the gene rc3h1b, whose product is annotated as ring finger and CCCH-type domains 1b. Gene Ontology annotation, molecular function: ubiquitin protein ligase activity; RNA stem-loop binding; double-stranded RNA binding. The transcript is spliced from 19 exons. The record is from RefSeq and is a predicted model, not a curated record. NCBI's taxonomy places the organism in Eukaryota, Metazoa, Chordata, Actinopteri, Syngnathiformes, Syngnathidae. Gene Ontology annotation, cellular component: cytoplasmic stress granule. Gene Ontology annotation, biological process: ubiquitin-dependent protein catabolic process; nuclear-transcribed mRNA catabolic process, deadenylation-dependent decay; protein polyubiquitination. Bases 342 to 3701 code for a protein of 1119 amino acids.
ACGCGCACGCGUCCCAGCUAGCUGUAACCGGCUAGCCCCGUAAGAGUUGACACCCUUCCCCGACAAAACCCCCCUCGGCAGCGGCUGCGCUGCACCGUCGACAUGGCAAGGAAAUAUCGCAUUUUCUUAAAAAAAGAUGAACAUCUUCCAAGUCGUUUGGAAUGAUAUUCAUCGUGUGAUGUGACCCAAAAUCCACAAUGUGUGAGGACAUUUAGUUCGGAAGAAAAACAAAUCUUGAUUCCAGUGGAAUCUUUCAUAUAUUAUUAUUAUUAUUUCCCUAUUUUUUCUGUCAUAGUUUAUACACAUUUGCACGCACUCGUCCCCACCCACAUAUAAUCAUCAUGCCAGUUCAAGCCCCACAGUGGACAGAGUUUCUGCUCUGUCCGAUCUGCACACAGACAUUUGAAGAGACCGUUCGGCGGCCCAUCAGUUUGGGCUGCGGACACACCGUCUGUAAGAUGUGCCUGAACAAGCUGCACCGCAAGGCCUGUCCUUUCGACCAGACGGCCAUCAGCACGGACAUCGAGCAGCUGCCUGUCAACACAGCUCUGCUGCAACUGGUGGGAGGCCAGGUUCCUAAGGCUCAGCCAGUUGCCUUGAUUAGCAGUCCUGAGGACUUGCAACAUUAUGAGGAGGCGAGGCAGUGUGUGGAGGAGCUGGCCCUCUACCUGAAACCCCUUAGCAACACACGAGGGGUUGGUCUGAGCAGUACAGCCCAAAGCAUGCUGAGUCGACCCAUGCAGAGGAAACUGGUCACACUAGUCCACUGCCAGCUAGUGGAGGAAGAAGGACGCGUACGGGCCAUGAGGGCAGCCCGCUCUUUGGGUGAGCGUACAGUCACGGAGCUCAUUUUGCAGCACCAGAACCCCCAACAGUUGUCGUCCAACCUAUGGGCUGCUGUCCGUGCGCGAGGGUGUCAGUUUCUUGGCCCAGCAAUGCAAGAAGAAGCCCUGAAACUGGUCCUACUCGCAUUGGAGGAUGGGUCAGCUCUUUCCAGGAAGGUGUUGGUGCUCUUUGUUGUGCAGAGGCUUGAACCUCGCUUCCCGCAGGCCUCCAAGACAAGCAUAGGACACGUAGUACAGCUCCUCUACAGGGCCUCCUGCUUCAAAGUGACAAAACGUGACGAAGAUUCAUCCCUCAUGCAACUGAAGGAAGAGUUCCGUACUUACGAGGCUCUGCGGCGCGAGCACGACUCUCAGAUUGUUCAAAUUGCCAUGGAGGGUGGCUUGCGCAUCGCGCCCGACCAGUGGUCUUCUCUGUUAUAUGGGGAUCAGUCGCACAAGUCACACAUGCAGUCUAUCAUCGAUAAGCUCCAGACUCCAGCAUCUUUUGCUCAGAGUGUUCAAGAACUCACAAUUGCCCUGCAGAGGACUGGCGACCCGGCUAACCUCAACAGACUGCGGCCUCACCUUGAACUGCUCGCCAACAUUGAUCCCAGCCCCGAUGCUCCCCCUCCCACAUGGGACCAACUGGAGAAGGGCCUAGUGGCUGUGAAGACAGUCGUACACGGUUUAGUAGACUUCAUCCAGAAUCACAGCAAGAAGGGAGCUGACCCUCAACAGCCUCCCCAGCACAGCAAGUACAAGACGUAUAUGUGUCGCGACAUGAAACUGAAGGGAGGCUGUCCUCGUGGAGCGAGCUGCACCUUUGCUCACUCUCAGGAAGAACUGGAGAAGUAUCGAAAAAUGAAUAAGCGCCUGGCAGCUCGCCUCCCUGGUUCAGGGGGGCCAGAAGAGGGCCUUCCCCUCGACGUGGCCGUGGCUCGAAAGCCUUCACCUCUCACCAACGGAACAAUCCCACCCUCCUUGCCUCAACUAAUUGCACGUGGUGCUGACACUGUUCCAUAUGAGCUCCUGAGGAAGCCCCUCAAGAUGGACGGAGGGACUUCAAGUGCCCCAGGAUCCCCACCUGAUCUCCUGGACCCCGUGCCCAAGACUGGUAUGCCUCUUCCACCUCACGCCAUGGUUCACCCACGGCUCCCUCCUGACCACCUCUCUGGAGUGAAGCAAAUGCCUGUCGUCGCCCGAGGUUCGCCCGUGUACUCCCAGCAGCAGCUUCCUGAGAUGUUCUACUCAGACACGCGCCCCCCACCGUCUGCUUCCCAGUAUGAGCCCUCGCAAUACCAACCAGGGUACCCCUACCAGCAGCCACCACAGUAUGUUUCUAGGGAUUACAUGCGUAACCCUCCACCCCCGAGUGAGUCUGGACCUCCUUACCACGAUCCGUACCCUGGUUACGGCCCACCUGAGCGUCCCUACCAAACCCCCCACUCCGGUCCCCCCUUUUCGUAUCCUCACCCCUCACACUAUGAUCGCGGACGGCACGGUGCCUACACUGGACCACCGCCUCCCCCGCAACCUUAUCCAUCUCAGAGGGAUGGUCUCGUCAGGAUAAGCUCCACGCCAUUGGAUGUUCCUCCACAAUCAGCAGGACAGGCUAAUUCGCUCUACCACCCGGAGCCCAGUGUUCGGGAUCGAUACCCACCAGAAGGUUACUACCCACCAGGAGCCCAAUCACAGCCGAUGCGAACUUAUGUCAGGGGGCCGUCAUACGCCGGGUCCCAGCCGAGUCUAGACUAUCUACACCGCCGUCGCCAGGAGAUCCUCUCUCAGCUCGAAGAAAGGAAAGUCAUCUCCCCUCCACCAUUUGCAGCCUCUCCGACUCCAUCUCAUCCAUUUCCAAGCGACUACCCUUCUGAGUAUGGAGAUGAGGGCUCCAAGAGCAUCGGGAAGUGCAGAGAGCCAGACUACGCUGGCCAGUACUCCCCUUGGUUGUGUGAUACGAUUAGCUCCUACAUUGGCACCAAAGAUGCCAAACCCAAAGAUGUUAUGGUUUCAGGUGCCAUGGACAUGAUGAAUGUUGAUGCCAAGGUUCUGAGGGAGCCAUCUUUGGAGGCUCCUAGGAGGGGGGCAGAAGUGAAGGACGAUGACCCAAUUAUUCCUUUCGGUCCUCAGCCUACCGUUUCACGGUUUGGCGCAAUUUCACGUACCUCUAAGACUGGCUACCAGACCGGACCCGUCCAGACUAUGGUGUCCAGCCCCCAGAACCCGAACGCUAAACACAUGAACAUAACCGCAGAGUACACGUAUGGAAGUCAUGCUGGAUGGGGCGGAACAUCAUAUCCCUCCCACCAGACAGCCCAGGAUAGAGAACAGCUAAAAAUUGAGUUACAGCAGGUCAACCAGCAGAUCAACCAACAGACGCAAAUGCAAAACAUGGAGUCUGCCAGUAACCCACUACUGCUGCAGAGAGAAGCCAGUGCCUUGGCCGGCACACCGGUGACCAGCAGCCAAGUCCAGGCUGUCGCCUCUCAUUCGCAGCAGCCCCCAAAGUGGCCAACAGGGGGGGCGAGUUCUACAGCUGUCUCCAGUGAACAGCUAAGCCUGGAGCUCCACCAGGUGGAGAGAGAGAUUGGAAAGCGCACUCGAGAAAUGGCAAUGGAGAAGCAAGUAGCCCAUGAGGUCCAGCAGUACAAGCUGAAAUCGGCUGAAAAUGGACAACCUGAGCACAAGACCCAACUGGAAGAAAUCUCCCUCGCUCUCAGUGACGUAUCUAAUGGCUCCAGCAGUCUGCAAGAAGGUCCAGUGGGCGCAUCCAUGAUUUCGCUGACAAACAAGACGUCGACGUUGAGCCUCUGUUCUGACCCGGUCGGCACCGGCUCAGAAAUUCAGAAGAACGGCGUUGUCCAUUCCUGCUCAUAAGCAGUACUCACUGACAUGCACACAUACAGACAUACCUACACACACACUGAAAAGGCUAUGUUAAAAAAGCAUGCACAGGCAUGCACACACACACACAUGUUCUAUUUAGAAGAUGAGCAGUAUCUGCCGUGAUAUGAAUCUUUUUGUUUUUUUCUUUUUUGUUCUGUGAAUGAGCUUUUUUUUUUUUUUUUAUGACUUUCCUUGCCUGGAAACCAGGGCAUAUGAUAACAUUUCUUUGUGUUUUUGUCGUUCCUUCUCUUCCCCCCUUCCCCUUUUGAAUUCUAGACUUAACAAGGCUCACAUUCAGGAAGAGGAACAGGGUGUUGAUGGUGACAGUGGCAAUCAAAAGGGAUUCAAUUGUCCUCUGCCCCCCACCACACUCAAGAUUCUUGUCACAGGGUGUGCAAAAACCCAAAACACGGUUGCCGAGGCUACAGACCUAUCACAUUGCAUGCUCAGGAACAUCGCGUCACGCACACGCAUGGAGGAGACAACAGCAAGUCGGCUCUCGCCCCCCAGAAUCGUAAAACAAAAACAAAAAACAGUGGUUGCACAGAUCAAGAUGGUCUGGGAAGGGAAAGCACGCCACCUGACUGCCACGAGAAGCAUGAUUUAUUUAUUAUUUUUUUUUAAUGAAUGCAUUUUUAGGAUGGACUCGUGCUAUGUCUUUUUUCUGCAUACUUAACAGCAGUAUAUUAAAUAUUUAAUUGAAGCAUUCUGUUUUAAAGAUUGCAACUUUCUUGAUAAGGGAAUGUGCUGCUUCUUUACCGAGGUCACAUUAUUGUAUUACUCCAAAAAAGAAAAAGAAAAAAAAAUAGCUGAAUGCACGUCCUCAGGCCUGCCGCAUCCUGCAUCAGGGUCAAACUUUGAUGAGCCUUUCCCUCCUCAGAGCUUCUCGUCUGGCCAAUCGCAAAAAGCCUCCCCAUUGGGAUUAUCUCGUCACGUGCUCGCAUAACUUCUAUGAAGUUGCCUCCCCCUUUUUUUCGUCUUUUUUGUUUUUCGUCAAUGCAUUGUUGCGGUUUUUGGGGGGGCAGGUUGUUUGCUUGCGCUCCUCAUCGCUAGGUGUCCCACAACAGUCACAUUCACUACACAAAUCAAAGCAGCACUGUCACCAUCACCACAAGGCUCGUCUCGCGCUUCGUGUUCCGUUUACUGCCGACUCUCAACACGGAGCCCGCGGUUUGAGGUGGGCGCAAAUUAUUUUUGUGUCCAUCUGGAUCUUUUGUGUCCAUUUUUUUUUUCUUUUAAAAAUAAAUCCCAUCCCCGUCUCGCCCGCAACGGCUCCAUUUAUCGUUUAGGUACACAGCUCACUUAUACGAGUAUGUAUACAUACAUUAAUAUACUAAAGCACUAUUAACGUGCCACCUGUUAUUCUACUCGCUCAGCAUUUAUAUUAAAUGAUCUCUACUUUAGAAUCAGCAAGAAUUUUUUUUGUUUGUUUGUUUGUUUUGGUUUUGACUUAUUUUUCUGUCCACUGGUUGCCAACACAGACUUUAUCCUUUCCCAGACGAAGGACUUUCUGUGCGCAUUUGAAGUGUGUUCACUUAAAUCUUUUGUGUUCAAACAAAGAUAAGACUAUGCUUCCGAAGAAGACAAAACAAUUCUGUAACUUUGGGUUGGGUGGGGGAAAAAAAACAAAAAAAUGACUUUUAUGGAGCUUUGUGUGUUGUAUUGUAGAAGAUGUACCCUCGGUUCCCACCUGCUCUCUUUAUUUCCUUCACCUUCAAAUUGUGCUGUAAUGGAUGAAAAGAUGAAAAAAAAGUUACCUCGUUCUCAGGAAGUUGAUUUAAAGGUUGGCCUCAGAUUCUUCAUUUUUUUGAGUAUUUAAGCCCAAAUGGUUGGCUAAAGUGGAUUCCUAAUCACCCCUUUUCAAACCAUGCAAUAUUGCCAAAAUAAUUUGCUCCAAUGAAAUUUUUUUGACCUAGUUUUUUUUUUUUUUUUUGGGUUGGGGGGCUUCCUGCAAUGGAAUCUAUACAACCUGUGGGUCCCAAUCGACAGUUUUUUUGUUGUUGUUGGUGUUUUUGCUCCUGAUUGAACGAAUAUAAACGCCGUUUAGUUGGGACGAUGGCGCACGAAAUGCUGAAUUGAUGUUUCUCAGUGGAACUUCUGCUUACUGCCCACUCAAUGAGAUCGUCCAAUUAACUCCCCAACUCCCAAAUAUUUUUUGGACCACUGAGCUGUCACUGUUGCUUAAGGCUCACUUUUUAUUCCCUGGCUUUGUGGGCAACAAAAUUCAUAAUGGCUUUUUAAAACUAUAAAUAUAUAUAUAUCAUUACCUCCCUUGUAAAAAAAUAAAUAAAUAAAAAUAAAUACAAAAAAAAAAAAUCCUCUUAAAUUAAGGUACAGGUUUGAUUUCAGCAAAGAAAAAAAAGGCUUUUAUAUGUUUAUUAUACUCCAUUAAGGAAUGUCUAGACUUAUCUUCCUCCAAUGUGGAUGUAGCCAUUACGACGCCAUUUUGACUUUGUAAGAGAAUUCACUGUGUGAAAAUUGGUUUGCGUUUUUGUAUAAUACAAUCUGCUUUUUUUUGUUUGUUUGUUUGAUACAAGCAAAAGGUCAAACUGGAAGUGAGGUGGAAAACAAAGUGACCUUGUGAAAUUUGACACAAAAUGUAACUUAUGUGCUACAGUGAUUCUGAGUUUAGGGGGAGAAGAUUAAAUGAGAUUGCUAACUCUU